AUGAGGUCCACCGUAUCAUCAUCGUCCCUCCUUCCAUCUCACUUCCUUCACAGACCUCACAAGACCGCUCUUCUGCCGCUCCCCCGCCGGGAUUUACUCGCUGAACGGAAUGGAACGUUCCCGAAGACCUCGCCGCGUAAUCCGCUCGCGGUUUCAUCGCCGGUGAAUCGAAUUGUUAUUGCCGCCGCCGCCGUCACCCCUGCCUCGCCGCAAAUCGAAGAAGAUGCUUCGUCUGCCUCGGUUCCUUCGGGCGCCGACGUGGUGAGGAGAUUCUACGACGGAAUCAACCGCCGGGAUCUGGAUUCCGUCGAGGGGCUCAUCGCCGAGAAGUGCGUGUACGAGGACCUUAUCUUCCCCAAUCCCUUCGUUGGCCGUAAGGCGAUCAUGGAGUUCUUCAACAAGUUCGUCGACUCGAUCAGCGGGGAUCUCCAAUUCGCCAUUGACGAUAUCUCGGCUGAUGAUUCCUUAGCCGUUGGAGUCACCUGGCAUCUGGAAUGGAAGGGGAAGCCUUUCCCAUUCAGUAAAGGUUGCAGCUUUUACCGUCUGGAGGUUAACAAUGGCCAGCGACAGAUAAUUUACGCGAGGGAUAGCGUGGAGCCUGCUCUGAAGCCCGGAGAGGCAGCAUUGGGGAGUGACUUGGUUGCUGCAGCAGUUUCCGCAGCUGGCAGAUCGGCUUCCACAAUGACUCUCUCCAAAGACGAAUCAUCGUUUGAAGAGUUGGAACUUGGAAGUGAGGGCAAAAAAACCCGCGCUCUCUCUCUCGAGUCUCGAGGAAGAAAAUGUCGUCGGCGAUUCACGAUUUCAAACCCUGCGGUCGAGGCGGAAUCUCCGCGACUCCCUCCGGAAGGAUUAUUACUCGUAAUCGAUGGGUUUACGCUUCUCAAAUUUCGUCGCCGGCUGCUCAGGGGAAAAUGGGAGUACGACGUCUUUGUGUGUUUCAGAGGCUCCGACACCCGCAAUGGUUUUACAAGCCACCUGAUGGAUGCUCUCUCCGACAAGCAAAUCAAAGCCUUUAUAGAUGAUAAGCUCCAAAAAGCAGAGUGCAUCGACGAGCUAAUUUCCAUCCUUCACAGAUCAGCACUCUCGAUCGUGAUUUUCUCGGAGAACUUUGCAGAUUCCACCUGGUGCCUGGAAGAGGUGGUCGCCAUAGCCCAAAGGGUGGAAGAAUUCGGGCAUCGGGUGCUUCCGGUUUUCUACAAAGUGGAUCCCUCAGAUAUAACAGAGGAUUCGGGAAGUUAUGCUGCUGCGGUUGAGCAGAAACAUGGAGCAACCAGCAGUCCUGAGGAUAGGAAGAGAUGGAAGAAUGGUUUGAAAGCUGUGGCUAACUGUGCUGGCCAUACCUCGCAAGCAAUCAAGAUUGAUUCUGAAUUAGUGAAGGCAAUAGUGAAAGAUGUUCUAGAAAUACUCACAGACAUGUCACCGAGGGUGAAGUCUGAUAUCUUGAUUGGCAUGGAUGCACGUGUUUCUGAGUGGGAUGGGUUCCCUUCAAAGUCUCUACCAUCAAGAUUUUCUCCAGAAAACCUGGUCUCACUUACUAUACGUCAUAGCACAAUGAUGCAAAGAUGCUGGGAAGUUCAGCCAAAGCUUGGAAGUGUAGUGCGGCUGGAUCUCUCCCACUGCAUCAAUUUAACUGAAGCCCCAGAUUUGUCCAGGUCUCCGAGUCUGGUGUACCUCGUACUCAAAGGAUGCAGAAGCCUAAUUGAACUACCAUCUCAUGUCCAAGAUUUGGAGAAGCUGACAACACUCGACGUCAGUGGUUGUACAAUUCUGAGGCGUCUUCCGGCCAAACUCAACUCAAAGUUCCUCAAGUAUGUUUACUUGUCCAACUGUCCCAAGAUCACUCGCUGUCCGGAGAUCAAUUCAAGAGAGUUGAAAAUGUUGGAUUUAAGGGAGACAGCCGUUAAAUCCUGGCCGGUUGCGAUUUACCAAGUCAAGAAGGGUGGCACCCUGCGUCUCUGUGGCAAACACAUCCUCAGCUUCCCUGCUAUUUCAGCAAACUUGAAAGAGUUUCGGUUGUGCCAUACCACGAUAAGAGAGAUGGACUGUUACGAUGAUGAUCAUCCUCAGGGUUCUUUGCCAAGAUUUGUUCGACUCGAGUUGGUUGACAACCCCCAACUCAAGAGCUUGUCAAGGAAUAUCUGGAAGAUGGUAUCUCAAUCACUCAUUCUUCACUAUUGCCCGUCGAUUGACAGUUUGCCAGAAAUGUCACAUCCUGUUACUGGCUUGACUCAUCUUAGUAUAAAAGGAUGCCGAAAACUGAAGAGCUUUCCAACUGGCAUCAACAAUAUGAAGUCUUUGCGGACCUUCUGUUUCUGUAAUACGGAUAUUAAAACCCUACCCGCUUGUGUCGAGGAACUUGACCAGCUCUCAUCUUUAGAUUUGUCUUCUAACUAUAGCCUUGAGUCCGUCCCCUGCAACAUCCAUAAACUUGCCAAGCUGUCCUCCUUGCUCUUGACAGGCUGUCGGAGGAUUCAGUCUUUGCCGGAACUCCCACUGAAUCUUCUAAUUUUGGAUGUGAGCGGCUGCAAAUCAUUACAAGCCUUACCAAGCAAUGUAGGCAGGCUAAGAUGGAAGCGCCUCUACUUUGAAGAUUGCCCGCAAUUGGACACGAGUCUGCCUAAAGAAGUGGUCCAUAAUUUCCAUCAUCAUGCAGUGUCGAAUCUACAUCCUCAGGGUGUUCUUCAAUAUUCGGGAAGUGAGAUUCCAGAAUGGUUUCCUUGCAAAAGCAUGAAUCAGAAGAAUGAUUCAUGCGUGAUGGUGCAAUUGCCCCCUUCAAACUGCACUAUUAAGGGACCAGUUAAAGGGAUUGCAUUUGGUGUUGUGUGUUCUUCGAACAUUCGGAACACUUGGAUGAGAUUUCAUUGCAAGUGCAACAUCGACACCACUGUUGCUGCCCGUUGGAUUUCUCGUGGUUUUGGAAAGCGCUGGGGAUUGGUUUCUGCUAAGCAAAACAAGAUACUUGCUGUGCAGUUUCUAUGCGUAGGAUGUAAAUCGGCAGAAGAAUCUUGGUGCACUGAGAAGGUAGUCGAGGCUGGUGUACCAUUGGGUACUUUUGUAAUCUUCCAUUGCCCUAAAACCCUUCGCCCCGCCUCUGAAAUCUGGACCGCAAACAGCUGCCGCAUUGUUCUCUUGAUUGCUACAAACUACUCCGCGCCGCCGCCGCCGCCGCCGUGCACGAUCCCUUGCCCGGGGCAAGAAAAUGUCGUCGGCGAUUUCCAGUUUCACACCCUGCGGUCGAGGCAGAAUCUCGACGUCUCCCGCCGGGAGGAGUCCUGGUCUGGAUUGGCGAGCUUACGCAUCUCCAAUUUCUUUGCCGGCGGCUCAGGUAAGCUUAAUGAAGCAUUCAGAAUUUCCAGAUUGGGAAUCUGUAGUUCAAGCCGAAUGGCGAAAGAUCGAGCUGUGAGAAUGGCAUUGGUGGAUGAGCCGAGGCUCGCUCGGGGGACUAGAAUGGCUGAGCAGCCGCCUGGAGUUUUGGCGUAUGAACUUGUCCAAGGACCACUUGUAGAAUGGAGCUCAUCGAGGGACAAAUCAGUAGCUGAUCCACCCACAGCUGUGCUUCUUCAUGGGAUUCUGGGUAGCCGGAAGAAUUGGGGUAGUUUUGCUAAACGCCUUGCUCAAGAGUAUCCAAUGUGGCAGUUUCUUUUGGUAGACUUGCGAUGCCAUGGUGAUUCUGCAUCAGUCAAGAGGAGGGGAGUGCAUUCUGUUGCAUCAACUGCAUCAGAUGUCUUAAAGCUGGUAGCACAUCUUAGAAUAACACCCCGUGUUUUAAUCGGCCAUAGCUUUGGAGGAAAAGUUGUUCUAAGCAUGGUUGACCAGGCUGCCAAGCCUCUUGCAAGACCUAUCAGAGUAUGGGUUCUAGACGCCACUCCUGGAAAAGUCCGAGCAGGGGGAGAUGGAGAAGACCAUCCUGCUGAACUUAUAUCUUUCUUGAGGAGACUGCCAGAAGAGGUAGGCCAUCAUAGUCAUUUUCUGCUUUGUAUCUCUCUUGCGCUUCUGUUGUCACAACUAACCAUAUUUUUAAAUCUUACUGCAAGUAAGGUCACAUCUAAAAGAGAAGUUAUAAGUGCUCUUCUCAGAGAGGGAUUUUCUAAAGACGUCGCACAGUGGGUGGUAACUAAUCUUAGACCAAGCGGACCUCCUUCCUCCCCGUCUUCAAAAUUCUCAUGGAUAUUCGAUCUGGAAGGGAUAUCAGAAAUGUACCACUCCUACGAAGAAACUAAUUUAUGGAAAUUCGUGGAGAACGUGCCUCGAGGAGUGCACCUAAACUUCUUGAAAGCAGAGAGGAGUUUGCACAGAUGGGCCUUGGAAGAUCUCCAGAGAAUUCAUGCCGCUGAAGACAUAGCUUCGGAGGAAGGCAGUGGAGUCGAAAUGCACGUCCUAGAGGAUGCAGGCCACUGGGUACAUACUGAUAAUCCAGAUGGUCUCUUCAGGAUUCUUUCACCUUCGUUCCAGGGAUUCAAAUCCUCAUGACAAGCUCUUUGCUCCGCUCAGAUUUUGCCCGAAACAUACCAGUAACGUGUACAGUAUCAGUUAGAUACGUACGAUUUCGCUAGUGAACUCAAAGUUUAGUGGCAAUUAGACUCCAUAUCUAUUGAACUCGUUUCGACUCUAUAUAUAAAAAAAAUAUUUUUAUUUAUGUGUAAUAUUUGUGCUCAAAAGCAAAGAUCUUUUGUCUCCUGACGUACAAAAUUUGUUGUGCUCUCCCCAUACCUCUUCCAACCAAAAAUUGAAAAAGAACCCCCAAAGCUUCCUUCCUCUGUUCAUAUCAUAUAUCCUUCUAUAUGACCUCAACAGCAGGAACAGCAGACGAAUGCUGAAUCGUCGAAUUCAGCUUCUUGCUGACCAGAGCAUCCUCCAGCUGCUGAGAGAUCGUCUUCUGGGAAGAACUCGACCAUUUCAUCUGCAUGAAGCUCCUCUUCCUCCAUGGCCCCAUGUGGAUCUUCUGCUCCUUCAUUGAUGUCUUGGCCGCCUCACAGAGGAUGCGUACGAUGGCAUUCAGGUAGUCUGCUUUCCCGAUGUAGUACUCCGGCAACAGGGACACCAUCCGUCGGUACUCCCCACAGGGCUUCGCGAUCUCGAACUGAGCCUUGAACUCCAGCUCCACCACGUAGGGUAUCCUCUUCUUCCUCGCACUCGUGCUCGCCAUAAGCUCCACGUACUCGUGUUUGCCUGGCCACGUGUAAGUAAGUGGUUAAGAUCUAUAUAUAGACCUUGCAUAACAGCUCGAGUUAUUGAGCCCAUUUGGUUCGUGAAUGAAUGUCAAAGAGAAAACUUAGGUUCGGAUGCGAGAAAAAGGUACCUCCGGGAAACUUCUUGGUGUUCUUCCACUGUGAUGUGCAGAGAGUGGCAUUGAAACCUCUUUCGAGAAGCAUGUCGACUACCUUGUUCCGCAAGCAACUGGUGCAGCCUUCUUGGGUGCUCUUUGUCGUCUUGGUAGUGAUGUUCAUGCAGCUGCAGAAGUCGGUCUUCUUUGCUAACCCUAUUAUCCGCCCAACUUCUUGCCUCAGCUUCAGACUUGCUGAGCUAUGGCGUUCCAAAACCUCCUGAAGCAAGGCCUCCUGGGAUUCCCAAAACAUGACUCUGUCGAUGGCCUCAUCGUCAUCCUCCUCCGGCGACCGAUCAUCAUCGCCGGCGGCGGCGGCAUCCCAAUCUCCGGCCCCACCACAACAGGCAGCAACAGCUUGAGAGAGGGACAAACUUUUGCAACCACCACCACCACCGCCAUCAUUCUCAUCGUUGUAAUAAUGAUUGUAAUAAUCGUUCUGGAAAUCAUUAAUAUCCAGAUUAGCUCUAUCAUUAUGUUGUUGAUGAUGACGAUGAUCAAGAGGCUUCAGGAUUCCUUCUUCCUCCACUGCAGGCUUCAUUAGCUUAAUCUGAAGACGACCCAUUUCUUCUUUCUUCUUCUUCUUCUUCUUCCAAUCCUCUCUACCGGCGAAGAAAAAAAAAAUGAAGGGAAAGAGAGAAAGGAAGAAGAAAGCUUUGUUGGGUUUUUUUUUUCUAAUGAAUUUUUGAGGGGUUUAUUUCUCUUUUUUUUUGUUGGAUUAUUGUUUUCUGUUUAUGAAAGGCCCUGUAUUUCUCUCUUCCAAAAUUUU
Molecule: messenger RNA, 6092 nt
Organism: Linum tenue
Lineage: Eukaryota; Viridiplantae; Streptophyta; Magnoliopsida; Malpighiales; Linaceae
Source: the annotation of a GenBank genome assembly